AUGCACAUCUCGAAAGAAGCUGCACUACGGAAUGGCAACCUGAUUGGGCUCGACCUCUUUGGCACGGAGCGAAAGAUCCGAGAUUAUGCCAAGACGCGGAAUGCCCACGUCAUCGGCGAUGGCAUCGUGGCCUUUCCUCCGUGCUCUCCGCAGCCAUACUGCAUGAUCUUGGAGGUGCUGGGGAACAAGAUUGCCGGCACUGGCAAAAUGUGUGUUCCUCCAGAGGUAGCUGCUUUGCUGCCAGAGGCCCAACAACACCGGCAACGGAGGCGCUUCGGGAGAGGCGCGGAGAGCGCCUUCCUUGGCACAGCCGGAGACUGGAGGCCCGGGGCUGGUGUGAAGUCAGAGCCUGCCCCCAUCUCCAAGGAAGACCUGUCCCUGCAAAGCUUCAGUGGCAGUGAAAAAGUUUGCAACAUGAUAGUCUGCUUCCAAGGAACAGGGAGGCAUAAACAAGAAGCUACUAGGGGCUCCUGGCCUUACUACUAG
Durusdinium trenchii is the source of this 486-nucleotide messenger RNA. The record is from the annotation of a GenBank genome assembly. Lineage: Eukaryota; Dinophyceae; Suessiales; Symbiodiniaceae.